This is a messenger RNA of Acanthopagrus latus (yellowfin seabream), 751 nucleotides long. It is a transcript of the gene spp2, whose product is annotated as secreted phosphoprotein 2. Gene Ontology annotation, cellular component: extracellular region. The record is from RefSeq and is a predicted model, not a curated record. NCBI's taxonomy places the organism in Eukaryota, Metazoa, Chordata, Actinopteri, Spariformes, Sparidae. The transcript has 6 exons. Gene Ontology annotation, biological process: bone remodeling. The coding region runs from base 108 to 689 and encodes 193 amino acids.
UUAUUGAGGACAAGAGGCGGUGCAAAGGGCCAUCAGGACGAAAGCUGAGCAUAUUUAGAGGAAGGGAGGUGAGGAGCUGGAGCUACUGAAGUUUGGUGCUAGUCAAGAUGAAGUCCUAUGUGAUACUCUUGGCCUUUCUGCAGGCUCUGGGCUGCUCAGGAAUCCCAUUGUACAACUCUGAACUGGAGUCCAUGGCAAACAGGGGUCUUGGUGCAGCUCUGGCACAGGUGAACUCUGUGUACGCCGACAGCCAUCUCUACCGGGUCACUCGAGGUUCUGUCAGCAGGGUUAUUCCCAUGGGCCUGAACACGGUUGACCUGCUCAUGACAUUUGGCAUUAAAGAGACGGAGUGUCCAAAGGCCUCCACGAGCGACCCCCAGACAUGUGCCUUCAGACCGGGCUUCUUUGUGCCAACGUUUUCCUGCGUCAGUAGGGUCCGGAUGUUGGACACCUCGGCUCAGGUGGUUGCUCUCAGAUGCAGCCAUGACGGGAGCUCCAGCUCCAGCUCCAGCUCGUCUAGUGAGGAGAUCUUCUCGAGAGGGAGACACCAGUUAACCAUCCCAUUUGCAAAUAGAGCUCCGGCUCCUUCUGCACCUCCUCCUCCACCUGUCCAGCCUGGACGCUCCCUCCACAGCCAGACAGUGGAAGUCCAGCCCAGAGGGGACACUUUCAGCAACUUCCUGGUGUAGGUUCAACCUCAAAAUUCAGAUGCUUAUCAGUCAACAAACUUGAAUUAAAGAAAUACUUUGCA